AUGAGGAAACCCAAAAAGGAGAGACUAGACUCUGACGAUGACGGUGAAGCUCCUAAGAAGAAACGCGGCAGGCCACGCGGCGAACCUAAAGAAAAACCGAUGAAGCGUAAGAAGCAGUCUCUGCUGGACGCCGAGCUGCAAAAAUUCGUGAACAUCAACCAAGUGAGCGAUCCGCUGAUCUGCGCUCAUUGCGACUCCUCGUUCAUGUCACACGAAGAGUUCGGUAUCCACUCCAAGAAGCACAGCGUCGACGAAAUGUACCACUGCCACUUGUGCGAUUUCAAGCACGAAGCGACGGACAAAUUCCGUGCGCAUAUCCGUACGCACGAUCUGUACAAGUGCGAGAAGUGCAGUCGCAUUUUGAAGACCAAGUUGUCUGCUUACAAGCACGCCAAGACUCAUAGCGUGCAAGAACUGGUGCAAUGCGAGAUUUGCGGGAAGAAUUUGAAGAAGCAGUGCUUGUACAUGCACAAGAGAGUGUUGCACACCAAGGAACGGCUGCUGACCGCCAAAUGUCCGAUUUGCGAGAAGGAGUAUGUGAAUGCUAGCAGCUUGAGGCAGCAUUACAGCGCCGUGCAUAGAGAAAUGGGUGUGGACAUAUCGGUGGUGUGCGACAUCUGCGGCAUGCGCCUCUCCUGCAAGGGCAAACUCGCCCAACACAUGCGCACGCAUACCGGCGAUAAACCGUUCGCCUGCACGUUUUGCCCCAAGAAAUUCAUCGCCAAGGACAUUUUAGCCGCGCACAUGCGCGUUCACACCGGCGAAAAGCCGUACGAAUGUCGGUUCUGCGGCAAGCGGUUCGCGCACAGCGCCCCCUACCGGUACCACGUGAAAACGCAUACCGGCGAGAAGACGUUCGCGUGUCCUCUGUGCGGAAAGGGCUUUAUUUCCAGGGCCAAUAUGAAGAUCCAUCUGAGGACGUGCAAUAACGUCGUAGUUAUUAAGUAGACGUGUGAGAAUUUUGUGUAGGCGGGUUUUAGUCCAGGCCCAAGACUGUAACGAAGUGACAGUGAAACGGUAGGUGGAAUGCACCGAAACUUUUUCACAGCUGAAAAGAAAAAAGUUCUGGAUUUAGUUUUCUUGGAUAUACAGAGUGAGUUAUCUAAAUUUUGUUAAAAUUUUGCGCGAUAACAAAGUUGCCUAGGAGUAAUGUAAAACUAGAGGACGGUUGAAAAAUUCAGGGCCGGACUCGAAUUUUACUUUUUUAUUUUUUAUCAACAUGUUUCAAUUUUUUUUUUAUUUUUUUCUACUACCUGUUUACAGCAUUCUAAAUCUUUUUCAUCUGAUAAUUUCAUGAUGUGUAUAGAGAAUACCAAAAAUCAAUGUUUUCAUUUUUUUGUCAAAAAAUGCAUUUUUUCUUCAAUCGGAACUUGUUAACAAAUAUGUGUGUGAAUAUUCCUUUUUUAUGGAAAAAUUAAACGGGUUAUUCUUAUCACUUUUUAUUUUCGAAAUAUCUUUGAUUUUCUUGCAGCAAAGUGAUAAGAAUAAAAGUAAUCACCUGGUUAAUUCAUACAUAAAAGUGGAAUAUUCACAUACAAUUUCAGAGCUGUACUAAUAUUUGUUAACAAGCUACUUUUAUUCUUAUCACUUUUUAUGCUCGAAAAAUCUUUGAUUUUCUUGAAAACUUAACUUGCAGCGAGACGAGGUUUCAAGAAAAUCAAACAUUUUUCGAAAAGAAAAAGUGAUACGAAUAAAAGUAAUCAACUGUUCUAUUCUUCCAUAAAAGAGGAAUAUUUACACACAAUUUCAUAGAUGUACUUAUAUUUGUUAACAAGUUCCGAUUGAAGGAAAAAUGCACAAAAAAUUUUUCGAUAAAUAAAUGAAAAUAUUGUUUCUCAGUCAUUUCUAUACGCACCAACAAAUUAUCAGAUGAAAAGAAUUUAGAAUACUGCUACAAACAGGUAGUUAAAAAAAAUCUAUAAAUAUAAAUCAAAUUACAGACUUUUAUUUUAGCUUUUCAUACCUAUACAACGUUCAAUUUUGACACCAAGGAAGUUUAUUUAAAAUAAUAUCAUAUGGAAUGAAGGGACUUUAUACUCUUUCUAACAGAAGCUACUAUGGCCAAGGUUUUUUGGACUUAACCCGUUUGCAUUAACAUUCGUUGUCUGUGGAACGCGAAAAGUAGUAUUUGUGAGUGAAAUUCAUUCUGUCAUGUGGCGGUAGAUUGUAUCGUUAUGUACAUGUAACUUUGAGGAGGGUUAUUAUAUGUUUCUAUGUAUGUAUGAUCUAUCCCUUUAAUAUAUCCUAAUAAUUCAGACUUUUGAUAUGUUGUCAUUGUCGUAUUUAUCUCCGCAUUUUUCGGCAUUCUUUAUUCUUCAGUUAAAUAUGCUGACUAUCCCACUUCUAAUCUGCUCCCAACGCCCAAUUGGACUUUCUCAGUAAACAAUGAGCAUGUCUAGUAAAUUUUGAUAUCACUUUGCACACAUUUUUUAUACCCUCCCAUCAUCAUUGUAUAACAAACAGUUAUAUCCAACAUUGACUGAGGAUUUAUUUUUUUACUCAUGUUAGGUUUAUUUUAUUUUUAGUUUUUAUUAUUAUCAGUAGUAAUAGUACUCACUCUAUAGUCUAUACAUACUUGUAUUAUAUUUUAACUUAACGUUUUUUCUCUUCUGUGUAUAUUUGUGAAUGUGUAUUUGCAAAAAGAAAAUACUGUUUCGCCUACUGAUAAGAACUAUUUAUUCUUAUGGGACUACGACGUUAGUUUGUUUUUAUAAUUUCUGAUCUACGCACUUACUGUUAGACAAGCAUUCUAUUAAAAAUGGUAUCCUUAGACGGAUUUUUUAUCAUUGUAAGAUCGUUAUAAUACAUGUAUCACGAGGAUAGCUCAUGUUGAGCAUUCCUACUAUAGUAUAUUCAAAUUACCUGAGCAGAGAGCGUCAGGUUUGAAUACACUAUAGUUGCGAGUUUCCACGCGUUGAUGAGAUAGAGUGUGUUUAAAAACUAAGAUGCAUACUUUUAACUAGGUAUGUAAACGUUUAGUUAUAGGUUUUACUUUCGUAAGUUUGCUAAAUCCUAUAUCUUAAGUUAGUAGAAGUUGUACAAUUUUAUAAUUUUUUUCAAGUUGUAAUCUGGGAAAUAAAGCAUGCAAAAACAGUAUCCAAACAUAUCAUUAGUCAAAAAUAUUUGUGUGUAACAUUUUCAUCAAUUUUGUUGAACACUAUUUUGUGAUGCAGGGUGCUCAAAAAAUAAAUGGAGUUAUUUUAGUGGAUAAUUUUUUGUGAAAUUUUUUUUUAUGAACUUGGGACGGGAAAUGCGAGUUUUUCAUUUUUUUUUUAAGAUACAAAAUAGCAAAUUUCAAGAAAAUACUUUUUUAUUAAUAUCUUAAAAAUUAUUCUGUUGAAAUUUGGCAAUAUUAGUUGUUGUAUUAAGAGACUAAUUUAGCCCUAAAUAGAUUGAAAUUAUUAGGUCCAGUGGCAUCCCGGGGGGCACCUUACCGAAUAUUAUUGGUCAUCUCACUGCUGUUUUUGUAAAAUAAUUGUUUUUUGUUUGAUUAAGCAUCUAAAAAUACAACUUCUUUGGCUCUUGUAUUUUUUCGAAUCUCACUUCGUUUUAAAAAAAAAAUAAAAACCGUUUUAUUGCAUGUCGCUGUACAAAAUUCGUUUAUUAAUUUUUGCUAAUAAUGUGCCUUGGAAAUUGAAAAAUAAUUUCUGCAUGGAGGUUAAUAACAACAAAUACUUUUUGAUAUAUUAUUUUUUCUUAAUUUAUCACCCUGUAUCUUGAAAAGUUUCUUCCAUAUUUCUUAAUCGCCCAUCUUAAAUAUCUCCAUCUAUGUUUCGAACGCGCUAUAUAGAGCUACCUAACUCCUCAAGUAUAUUGAACAUUUACGAAAAAAAAAUUUUUUCUUCGUAGGCAAAUAUGCAACUUGAUAUUUCUCAAAUUAUAACACUUGUAAUUGUAGCUUAUUUAAGUAAUAAAUGUAGAAAAAAUUGUAUGCAUGAUGUUGCAUCUUCUAGUAAGGUACUUCAAAAUCCUUGAUGUUUUAUUUUUAGUGGCUUUAGACAAUUAAACUAAGAUAAACAAGCUCAGUCAAAAAAAUAUGUCUUUUGAUUUGAGGAAUGUUGUACUUCUUACAAACGCUAAUAAAGUAUCAACCUGACGC
Molecule: messenger RNA, 4099 nt
Organism: Acanthoscelides obtectus
Lineage: Eukaryota; Metazoa; Arthropoda; Insecta; Coleoptera; Chrysomelidae
Source: the annotation of a GenBank genome assembly